Molecule: messenger RNA, 3076 nt
Organism: Pangasianodon hypophthalmus (striped catfish)
Lineage: Eukaryota; Metazoa; Chordata; Actinopteri; Siluriformes; Pangasiidae
Gene: npr3
Product: natriuretic peptide receptor 3
Exons: 8
Coding region: 347-1849 (500 amino acids)
Biological process (GO): vasodilation; regulation of blood pressure
Cellular component (GO): membrane
Molecular function (GO): natriuretic peptide receptor activity; peptide hormone binding
Source: RefSeq, a predicted model, not a curated record
AUUCCACACACCGACUGCAGCGUGUGUGGUUAACGAGCAGCCCAGUUAAUACACACAAACAAGAGGAAUCACACAGAGAGCUGGGGCACUUUAGAUGCAGAUGCAGAGACUUUAGCCAAGUAAAGAAGGGCUGUGUGCUGGAGAGCUCAAGUUAACCUUGCAGAGCAUUUUAUUCAUUCAAGUAAAGAGAAAAAAAGACUGGAGUACUUUUGAUAAGUCAAAUUUGCUGGAGAGAAAGCUUGUUAGUGUCUAAUUUUUUUUUAAACUGGAAUGAUCAAUUCCUUUAGAUCCUUAGCUGAAAAAGUGACACUUUGUUAGUCUGAGAACAUUUGCAAGAACCUGCAGCAUGUUGCGCUUCUCGUGUCUCUGCCUUUUCCUUUGGGCGCUCGAGUCGAGCUCGAGCCAAGUGAAAGAGGACGUGGACGUGCUCGUGCUUCUGCCUCAAAACAACUCGUACAUGUUCUCGAUCUCGAGGGUCGCACCCGCCAUCGAGUACGCGAGAAAGCAGCUGGCGCGAGGGCCCUUGGCCGGCUUCAAUUUCAGCGUCAGAUACGUCAACUCCGAGUGCGGCGUCAAUGCGCUGUACGCGCUCGUGGACCGCGCGCGCCGCGACCGCCCCGACCUGAUCCUCGGUCCCGUGUGCGAGUACGCCGCCGCGUCCGUGAUCCGCGUGGCGUCGCACUGGCAAAUCCCCGUCAUCUCAGCAGGUGCCCUGGCGUCCGGCUUCAGCGACAAGAACUCCGAGUACGCGCUGCUCACGCGCACCGCGCCGAGUUACCUUAAGAUGGCCGAGACGUUCGCCACGAUGUCGCAGCACUUCGGCUGGAAGAGCGUGCACCUGAUCUAUCUCGACGACAAGGAGGAACGCAACUGCUACUUCACCGUCGAGGGGGUCCACGCGCUCCUGGAAGGCCAGCACGACAUCUCCGUCUCGAUGAUGGAUUCCAAAGAGUCGCUGGCGUACUUGGACGAGAUCGUCAAGUCCAUACACGAGCAUGAAGUGGUAAUCAUGUGCACACAUACAGAUGUGGUAAGGGAGAUCAUGCUGAUGGCCCACAGACAGAGACUGACCACCAGUAACAGGCUCUUCUUCAACAUUGAGCUAUUCAACUCCUCCUCCUAUGGCGAUGGAUCUUGGAGAAGAGGAGACAAAUAUGACAAUGAGGCCAAGGCUGCCUACGCUUCCCUGAACACAGUGACACUACUGAGGUCAACCAAGCCCGAGUUUGAGAAUUUCUCACUGGAAAUGAAAAAGUCCUACCAGAGGGGGGACGUCGAUGUUUGUGAAGGCUGCAAUAAUAUAAACAUGUUUAUGGAGGGUUUCCAUGAUGCUUUACUACUAUAUGCACUUGCCUUAAAUGAGACAAUCCACAGUGGUUAUAGUAAGAAGAAUGGAACGGAAAUCACACGCCGAAUGUGGAACAGAACGUUUGAAGGGAUUGCUGGCCAGGUGUCUAUAGAUGCCAAUGGUGACAGAAAUGGAGAUUUCUCUGUUAUAAGCAUGACAAACCGUGAAGCUGGAACGUAUGAGACUCUCAUGAACUACUUUGGCACUAAUGGAAGUUUUCAGCUCCUACCUGGCUUUAACAGUGAACGGUUCACUCUGCGAGGAGCACCAAGGCCUCCCCUGCCAGAACACGCUGACCAAUCAUCAGGUGGACUAGGCUUAUCAGCAGUGACUGGAAUCAUAGUUGGCGGACUUCUUGGAACAGCACUACUUAUGGCAUUCUACUUUUUUAGAAAGAAUUACAGGAUAACCAUUGAAAGGAGGGCACGGCGGGAACAGUGUGAUGGAAAGCAUCGUCAGUUACGAGAGGACUCCAUCAGAUCCAACUUCUCAGCAGCAUAGGUUCUGCCACGUAAACAGACAAAUGGAAGUGCUGGGGAAGGUGUGUAUCAGAUAUGUCCAAAGACUCAAUAAACACCACCCCUGGAUUCCUGAAAUAUUUCAAGACAUACUGUAGUGUUUUUUUCUUGUAAAUGUCUCUUGUUUUUGACUUUUGUAAACUCAGGAAAGUUGUAUUAAUUAAGGAGAGCUGCUCACAAGGCUUCAUGAAAAAAAGGGUUGGUCUGUUUUUGCUCAGCUACAGACUUUGUGCCUUUUAAGCAAGCUAGCCUUGAUGAGGAAUCUGUCCCCUUUUUCAGCAAGUCAACUGAAAUCUUGGGUUGGUGGAGACUGGCAGUGAUGAAUUAGGGGCAUCUCAGUGGCUCAGAUGAAAGGAGAGGAAGUAAUUUGUUCAAGAUGGACUGUUUUUUUAUUCAUGCCUCAUUAUAAUUAAGGUGAGGGAUGAAAAUUUAGCUUUUCUCUCAUGGUUUGAGGGAAUAUUUGACAGGGACACUGAUCAACACAAUAGUAAUUUGAGUUAAGACAGGAAGAUCAUAAGCUCAUGUAUAGUAUGGUUAUAAUUUGUAAACCUGAGCGUAGCACAUUUUACACAUUGUAAAAUUUGUUAAAAAUCUAAUCAGUAGAAGCCAGUCUGCCAGGUGAUUGGGGAGAAGUGACUCUUAAAGUAAAAUAACGGAAUUCCUCAUCAAAAUCUUUUUGGAAAAAGCUAUGUUUAUAAGGAGAAUUUAUAUUGCACAUGUAAAUGGUUAAAAAAUCAUAUCUGUAUCUAAAUUUAUUAUGUCAGGAAAUGUUCAUUAGUACACUAUCAGAUUCAUAUAAAAUCUAUAUAAUUUUUUCAUUGUGUCAAAUACUAUGUGUUAAAGUAUGAGAUGCACAUGAAAACCUCUCUUCAAAGUUUGUGCAAAUGCAUAUCCUAGGACUUUAUUCAAGAUUAAUGUAAUGGCAACUGUGUACUGAUGUAAGUAAAUGGAUCAACAUAAGAUUGUGAUUGUGAUGUUAUUUAUUGAUUUUUUUUGUAGAGGUUUUAAUUUCCUAAUUGUUGAUUUAAUAUUGUUUUUUUUUCCUUUUGUGGAACUCAAAAAAUGAUUUUGUAAAGAAAAAAGUUUAUCUGCCUUUUCAGAGCACAUUUUGCUUGAUAACUGUGUACAUGGCUUUGUAAACAAACCUAGUCAGAACUGUAACUUAUUUAUAUUACCAGUACAUACUGACCAAUAAAGAAAAUUAUUUUAA